Messenger RNA from Mandrillus leucophaeus (drill), 13148 nucleotides. It is a transcript of the gene AKAP13, whose product is annotated as A kinase (PRKA) anchor protein 13. Gene Ontology annotation, biological process: regulation of Rho protein signal transduction; adrenergic receptor signaling pathway; positive regulation of canonical NF-kappaB signal transduction. The record is from RefSeq and is a predicted model, not a curated record. NCBI's taxonomy places the organism in Eukaryota, Metazoa, Chordata, Mammalia, Primates, Cercopithecidae. Gene Ontology annotation, cellular component: membrane; actin cytoskeleton. Gene Ontology annotation, molecular function: MAP kinase scaffold activity; guanyl-nucleotide exchange factor activity. The coding region runs from base 7 to 8460 and encodes 2817 amino acids. The transcript has 37 exons.
UGGGUCAUGAAACUUAAUCCACAACAAGCUCCCUUAUAUGGCGAUUGUGUUGUUACAGUGCUGCUUGCUGAAGAGGACAAAGUUGAAGAUGAUGUAGUGUUUUACUUGGUAUUUUCAGGUUCCACCCUCCGUCACUGUACAAGUACUCGGAAGGUCAGUUCUGAUACAUUGGAGACCAUUGCUCCUGGUCAUGAUUGCUGUGAGACAGUGAAGGUGCAGCUCUGUGCUUCCAAAGAGGGCCUUCCCGUGUUUGUGGUGGCUGAAGAAGACUUUCAUUUCAUCCAGGAUGAAGCGUAUGAUGCAGCUCAAUUCCUGGCAACCAGUGCUGGAAAUCAGCAGGCUCUGAACUUUACCCGUUUUCUUGACCAGUCAGGACCCCCAUCUGGGGAUGUGAAUUCCCUCGAUAAGAAGGUAGUGCUGGCAUUCAGGCACCUGAAGCUGCCCGCGGAGUGGAAUGUGUUGGGGACAGAUCAGAGUUUGCAUGAUGCUGGCCCGCAAGAGACAUUGAUGCAUUUUGCUGUGCGACUGGGACUGCUGAGGUUGACGUGGUUCCUGUUGCAGAAGCCAGGUGGCCGCGGAGCUCUCAGCAUCCACAACCAGGAAGGGGCGACGCCUGUGAGCUUGGCCUUGGAGCGAGGCUAUCACAAGCUGCACCAGCUUCUAACGGAGGAGAAUGCUGGAGAACCAGACUCCUGGAGCAGUUUAUCCUAUGAAAUACCGUAUGGAGACUGUUCUGUGAGGCAUCAUCGAGAGUUGGACAUCUAUACAUUAACCUCUGAGUCUGAAUCACAUGAACACCCAUUUCCUGGAGACAGUUGCACUGGACACAUUUUUAGACUUAUGAACAUCCAACAGCAACUAAUGAAAACAAACCUCAAGCAGAUGGACAAUCUUAUGCCCUUAAUGGUGACGGCACAGGAUCCUUCCAGUGCCCCAGAGACAGAUGGCCAGUUUCUUCCCUGUGCACCAGAGCCCACGGACCCUCAGCGACUUUCUUCUUCUGAAGAGAUCGAGAGCACUCACUGCUGCCCAGGGAUCCCUGUUGCACAGACUGAAAGUCCCUGUGAUUUGUCAAGCAUAGUUGAGGAGGAGAAUACAGACCAUUCCUGUAGAAAGAAAAAUAAAGGCGUGGAAAGAAAAGGGGAAGAGGUGGAGCCAGCACCUAUUGUGGACUCUGGAACUGUAUCUGAUCAAGACAGCUGCCUUCAGAGGUUGCCUGAUUGUGGAGUAAAGGGCAUGGAAGGCGUUUCGUCCUGUGGAAACAGAAGUGAAGAAACUGGAACAAAAUCUUCUAGAAUGCCCACAGACCAGGACUCCCUGAGCAGUGGAGAUGCUGUGCUGCAGAGAGACUUGGUCAUGGAGCCAGGCACAGCCCAGUAUUCCUCUGGAGGUGAACUGGGAGACAUUUCAACAACAAAUGUCAGUACCCCAGAGACUGCAGGGGAAAUGGAACAUGGGCUCAUGAAUCCAGAUGCCACUGUUCAAAAGAAUGUGCUUGAAGUGGGGGAAAGUACAAAGGAAAGAUUUGAGAACUCUAAUAUUGGCACAGCUGGAGCCUCUGACGUGCACGUCAUAAGUAAGCCUGUGGAUAAAGUCAGUGUUCCAAACUGUGCCCCUGCCGCCAGUUCCCUGGAUGGUGACAAACCUGCUGAGUCUUCACUUGUAUUUAGUAAUGAAGAAACCUCCAUUGAAAAAACAGCAGAAACAGAAACUUCACAAAGUCGUGAGGAGAGUGCUGAUGCUCCAGUAGAUCAGAAUUCUGUGGUGAUUCCAGCUGCUACAGAAGACAAGAUUUCAGAUGGAUUAGAACCUUAUACUCUCUUAGCAGCAGUCAUAGGUGAGGCAAUGUCACCCUCAGAUUUAGCCCUUCUUGGGCUAGAAGAAGAUGUAAUGCCACACCAGAACUCAGAAACAAAUUCAUCUCAUGCUCAAAGCCAAAAGGGCAAAUCCUCACCCAUUUGUUCUACAACUGGAGACGAUAAACUUUGUGCAGACUCUGCAUGUCAACAGAACACAGUGACUUCUAGUGGCGACUUGGUUGCAAAACGGUGUGAUAACAUAGUUAGCCAGCCUGAAAGCACCACAGCAAGGCAACCCAGCUCACAAGAUCCACCCAAUGCCACCCACUGUGAAGACCCACAGGCUAAUACAGUCACCUCUGACCCUGUAAGGGAUACCCGGGAACGUGUGGAUUUUUGUCCUUUCAAAGUGGUGGAUAACAAAAGCCAACGAAAAGAUGUGAAACUAGAUAAAUCUUUAACAAAUAUGCUUGAGGUGGUUUCACAUCCACAUCCAGUUGUCCCUAAAAUGGAGAAAGAACUGGUGCCAGACCAGGCGGUAAUAUCAGACAGUACUUUCUCUCUGGCAAACAAUCCAGGCAGUGAAUCAGUAACCAAGGAUGACGCACUUUCUUUUGUCCCCUCCCAGAAAGAAAAGGGAACAGCAACUCCUGAACUACAUAUGACUACAGAUUGUAGAGAUGGCCCAGACGGAGAUUCGAAUGAGCCUGAUACACAGCCACUAGAAGAUAGGGCAGCAGACCUGUCCACGUCCUCCACUGCUGCAGAGCUUCAGCGUGGGAUGGGGAAUACCAGUCUCACAGGACUUGGUGGAGAGCGUGAGGGUCCCGCCCCUCCAGCAAUCCCAGAAGCUCUGAAUAUCAAGGGGGACACUGCCUCUUCCCUGCAAAGUGUGGGUGAGGCCACUUUGGCUUUAGAUUCAGUUUUGACAGAAGAGGGAAAACUUCUGGUGGUUUCAGAAAGCUCUGCAACUCAGAAACAAGAUAAGGAUAUAGCAGUGACCUGCUCCUCCAUUAAGGAAAAUGCUCUUUCUUCAGGAAUGUUGCAGGAAGAGCAGAGAACACCACCUCCCAGACAAGAGACUCUACAAUUUCAUGAAAAAUCGGUCUCAUUUGAUGGUGCCAAGGACAAAGCACUUCAGCUAAGUAAUUCACCGGGUGCACCCUCUGCCUGCCUUAAGGCAGAAACUGAACAUAACAAGGAAGUGGCCCCACAAGUCUCACUGCUGAUUCAAGGUGGGGCUGCCCAGAGCCUGGUGCCACCAGGAGCAAGUCUGGCCACAGACUUAAGGCAGGAAGCCUUGGGUGCAGAGCACAACAGCUCCACUUUGUUGCCAUGUCUGUUGCCAGAUGGGUCUGAUGGGUCUGAGGCUCUUAAUUGCAGUCAACCUUCUCCUCUGGAUGUUGGAGUAAAGAACACCCAAUCCCAGGGGAAAACUAGUGCCUGUGAGGUGAAUGGAAAUGUGACGGUGGAUGUUACGCAGGUUAAUGCUCUACAAGGGAUGGCUGUUCCCAGAAGAAAGAAUGUAUCACACAACACCCAAGACAUCCUGAUUCCAGACGUCUUGUUGAACCAGGAGAAGAAUGUCAUCCUGGGUUUGCCAGUAGCUUUGCGGGACAAAGCUGUGACUGACCCACAGGGAGUUGGAACCCCAGAGAUGGUACCUCUUGAUUGGGAGAAAGGGAAGCUGGAGGGAGCAGACCACAGCUAUACCAGGGGCGAUGCUGAGGAAGCCCAGAUAGACACUGAAGCACAUCCUGUCCUACUGCAGCCUGCUGCCAAAGAGCUCCCCACAGACAUGGGGCUCUCAUCCCAUGAUGAUGAGGCCCCAGCUGGCGCGAGGGAAGUCCUGCAAGCCUUGCCCUCAGGCGGGGAAAGGAGCACUCCCUCUCUACCUUGCAUGGUCUCUGCCCAGGCCACACCUCUGCCUAAGGGAGCAGACUUGAUAGAGGAGGCUGCCAGCCGUAUAGUGGAUGCUGUCAUCGAACAAGUCAAGGCCGCUGGAGCACUGCUUACUGAGGGGGAGGCCUGUCAAAUGUCACUGUCCAGGCCUAAGUUGGGUCCUCUCAGUGAAGGGCUAGAGAAUGCUUUUACAGAAAAAGUGAGUACUUUCCCACCUGGGGAGAGCCUGCCAAUGGGCAGUACUCCUGAGGAAGCCACAGGGAGCCUUGCAGGAUGUUUUGCUGAAAGGGAGGAGCCAGAGAAGAUUAUUUUACCUGUCCAAGGGCCUGAGCCAGCAACAGAAAUGCCGGACGUGAAAGCUGAAGAUGAAGUGGAUUUUAGAGCAAGUUCAGUUUCUGAAGAAGUGGCUGUAGGGAGCAUAGCUGCUACACUGAAGAUGAAGCAAGGCCCAAUGACCCAGGUGAUAAACCGAGAAAACUGGUGUACAAUAGAGCCAUGCCCUGAUGCAGCAUCUCUUUUGGCUUCCAAGCAGAGCCCAGAGUGUGAGAACUUCCUGGAUGUUGGACUGGGCAGAGAGUGUACCUCAAAACAAGGUGUACUUAAAAGAGAAUCUGGGAGUGAUUCUGACCUCUUUCACUCACCCAGUGAUGAUAUGGACAGCAUCAUCUUCCCAAAGCCAGAGGAAGAGCAGUUGACCUGUGAUAUCACCGGAUCCAGUUCAUCCACCGAUGACACGGCUUCACUGGACCAACAUUCUUCUCAUGGCAGUGAUGUGUCUCUCUCCCAGAUUUUAAAGCCGAACAGGUCAAGAGAUCGGCAAAGCCUUGAUGGAUUCUACAGCCAUGGGAUGGGAGCUGAGGGUCGAGAAAGUGAGAGUGAGCCUGCUGACCCAGGCGACGUGGAGGAGGAGGAGAUGGACAGUAUCACUGAAGUGCCUGCAAACUGCUCUGUCCUGAGGAGCUCCAUGCGCUCUCUUUCCCCCUUCCGGAGGCACAGCUGGGGGCCUGGGAAAAAUGCAGCCAGCGAUGCAGAAAUGAACCACCGGAGUAUGAGCUGGUGCCCCUCUGGUGUGCAGUACUCUGCUGGCCUAAGUGCUGAUCUUAAUUACAGAAGUUUCAGUCUAGAAGGCUUGACAGGAGGAGCUGGUGUCGGAAACAAGCCAUCCUCAUCUCUAGAAGUAAGCUCUGCAAAUGCCAAAGAGCUCAGACACCCAUUCGGUGGUGAGGAACGGGUUGACUCUUUGGUGUCACUUUCGGAAGAGGAUCUGGAGUCAGGCCAGAGAGAACAUAGGAUGUUUGAUCAGCAGAUAUGUCACAGAUCUAAGCAGCAGGGAUUUAAUUACUGUACAUCCGCCAUUUCCUCUCCAUUGACAAAAUCCAUCUCAUUAAUGACAAUCAGCCAUCCUGGAUUGGACAAUUCACGGCCCUUCCACAGUACCUUCCACAAUACCAGUGCUAAUCAGACUGAGAGUAUAACAGAAGAGAACUAUAAUUUCCCGCCACAAAGCCUCUUCAAGAAAGAUUCUGAAUGGAAGAGUGCAACAAAAGUCAGUCGUACAUUCAGCUACAUCAAGAAUAAAAUGUCCAGCAGCAAGAAGAGCAAAGAAAAGGAAAAAGAAAAAGAUAAGAUUAAGGAGAAGGAGAAAGAUUCUAAAGACAAGGAGAAAGAUAAGAAGACUGUCAACGGGCACACUUUCAGUUCCAUUCCUGUUGUGGGUCCUAUCAGCUGUAGCCAGUGUAUGAAGCCCUUCACCAACAAAGAUGCCUAUACUUGCGCAAAUUGCAGUGCUUUUGUCCACAAAGGCUGCCGAGAAAGUCUAGCCUCCUGUGCAAAGGUCAAAAUGAAGCAGCCCAAAGGGAGCCUUCAGGCACAUGACACAUCAUCACUACCCACGGUCAUUAUGAGAAACAAGCCCGCACAGCCCAAGGAGCGUCCUCGGUCCGCAGUCCUCCUGGUGGAUGAAACCACUACCACCCCGAUAUUUGCCAGUAGACGGUCCCAGCAGAGUGUCUCGCUCUCCAAAAGUGUCUCCAUACAGAACAUUACUGGAGUUGGCAAUGAUGAGAACAUGUCAAACACCUGGAAAUUCCUGUCUCAUUCAACAGACUCACUAAAUAAAAUCAGCAAGGUCAAUGAAUCAACAGAAUCACUUACUGAUGAGGGAGUAGGUACAGACAUGAAUGAAGGACAGCUACUGGGAGACUUUGAGAUUGAUUCCAAACAGCUGGAAGCAGAGUCUUGGAGUCGAAUAAUAGACAGCAAGUUUCUAAAACAGCAAAAGAAAGAUGUGGUCAAACGGCAAGAAGUAAUAUAUGAGCUGAUGCAGACAGAGUUACAUCAUGUCCGCACUCUCAAGAUCAUGAGUGAUGUGUACAGCCGGGGGAUGAUGACGGAUCUGCUUUUUGAGCAGCAGAUGGUAGAAAAGCUGUUCCCCUGUUUGGAUGAGCUGAUCAGUAUCCAUAGCCAAUUCUUUCAGAGGAUUCUGGAGCGGAAGGAGGAGUCUCUGGUGGAUAAAAGUGAAAAGAACUUUCUCAUCAAGAGGAUAGGGGAUGUGCUUGUCAAUCAGUUUUCAGGUGAGAAUGCAGAACGUUUAAAGAAGACGUACGGCAAGUUUUGUGGGCAACAUAACCAGUCUGUAAACUACUUCAAAGACCUUUAUGCCAAGGAUAAGCGUUUUCAAGCCUUUGUAAAGAAGAAGAUGAGCAGUUCAGUUGUUAGAAGGCUUGGAAUUCCAGAGUGCAUAUUGCUUGUAACUCAGCGGAUUACCAAGUACCCAGUUUUAUUCCAAAGAAUAUUGCAGUGUACCAAAGACAAUGAAGUGGAGCAGGAAGAUCUAGCACAGUCCUUGAGCCUGGUGAAGGAUGUGAUUGGAGCUGUAGACAGCAAAGUGGCAAGUUAUGAAAAGAAAGUGCGUCUCAAUGAGAUUUAUACAAAGACAGAUAGCAAGUCAAUCAUGAGGAUGAAGAGUGGUCAGAUGUUUGCCAAGGAAGAUUUGAAACGGAAGAAGCUUGUACGUGAUGGGAGUGUGUUUCUGAAGAAUGCAGCAGGAAGGUUGAAAGAGGUUCAAGCAGUUCUUCUCACUGACAUUUUAGUUUUCCUUCAAGAAAAAGACCAGAAGUACAUCUUUGCCUCAUUGGACCAGAAGUCAACAGUGAUCUCUUUAAAGAAACUGAUUGUGAGAGAAGUGGCACACGAGGAGAAAGGUUUAUUCCUGAUCAGCAUGGGGAUGAAAGAUCCAGAGAUGGUAGAAGUCCAUGCCAGCUCCAAAGAGGAACGAAACAGCUGGAUUCAGAUCAUUCAGGAUACAAUCAACACCCUGAACAGAGAUGAAGAUGAAGGAAUUCCUAGUGAGAAUGAGGAAGAAAAGAAAAUGCUGGACACCAAAGCCCGAGAAUUAAAAGAACAACUUCAACAGAAGGACCAACAAAUCCUACUCUUGUUGGAAGAGAAGGAGAUGAUUUUCCGGGACAUGGCUGAGUGCAGCACCCCCCUCCCAGAGGAUUGCUCCCCGACACAUAGCCCUAGAGUUCUCUUCCGCUCCAACACAGAAGAGGCUCUCAAAGGAGGACCUUUAAUGAAAAGUGCAAUAAAUGAGGUGGAGAUCCUUCAGGGCUUGGUGAGUGGAAAUCUGGGAGGCACACUUGGGCCAACUGUCAGCAGCCCCAUUGAGCAAGAAGGUGCGGUCGGUCCUGUUUCCCUGCCCCGGAGAGCAGAAACCUUUGGAGGAUUUGACAGCCAUCAGAUGAAUGCUUCAAAAGGAGGCGAGAAGGAAGAGGGAGAUGAUGGCCAAGAUCUUAGGAGAACGGAAUCAGAUAGUGGCCUAAAAAAGGGUGGAAAUGCUAACCUGGUAUUUAUGCUUAAAAGAAACAGUGAGCAGGUUGUCCAGAGCAUUGUUCAUCUCCACGAGCUCCUCAGCACUCUGCAGGGUGUGGUGCUGCAGCAGGACAGCUACAUUGAGGACCAGAAACUGGUGCUGAGCGAGAGGGCGCUCACUCGCACCUUGUCCCGUCCGAGCUCCCUCAUUGAGCAGGAGAAGCAACGCAGCCUGGAGAAGCAGCGCCAGGACCUGGCCAACCUGCAGAAGCAGCAGGCCCAGUACCUCGAGGAGAAGCGCAGGCGUGAGCGCGAGUGGGAAGCUCGUGAGAGGGAGCUGCGGGAACGGGAGGCCCUCCUGGCCCAGCGCGAGGAGAAGGUGCAGCAGGGGCAGCAGGACCUGGAAAAGGAGCGGGAGGAGCUCCAGCAGAAGAAGGGCACAUACCAGUAUGACCUGGAGCGACUGCGUGCUGCCCAGAAACAGCUCGAGAGGGAACAGGAGCAGCUGCGCCGGGAGGCAGAGCGGCUCAGCCAGAGGCAGACAGAACGGGACCUGUGUCAGGUUUCCCAUCCACACAGCAAGCUGAUGAGGAUCCCAUCGUUCUUCCCCAGUCCUGAGGAGCCCCCCUCGCCAUCUGCACCUUCGAUAGCCAAAUCAGGGUCAUUGGACUCAGACCUUUCAGUGUCCCCAAAAAGGAACAGCAUCUCUCGGACACACAAAGAUAAGGGGCCUUUUCACAUACUGAGUUCAACCAGCCAGACAAACAAAGGACCAGAAGGGCAGAGCCAGGCCCCUGUGUCCACCUCUGCCUCUACCCGCCUGUUUGGGUUAGCUAAGCCAAAGGAAAAGAAGGAGAAAAAAAAGAAGAACAAAACCAGCCGCUCUCAGCCCGGUGAUGGUCCCACAUCAGAAGUAUCAGCAGAGGGUGAAGAGAUCUUCUGCUGACCCUCUUCCUCUCUGCUGAGGCAGCUGCCUCCUGAUCCUGGCCAGCCCACCUCUCCUGCUGUCCCCACGUGCACAAGUCUCUUACACUGGACACCCACUGCUCCUCAGCGUCCAGUCCUCCUGGGCGGCCCCAGGUCCUGGACAAGAAGGAACAGAUGAUCUUGAGUAUCAGGGUGGGGAAGGAGGCCCAGACUCUGCUUCGGCCAUGAUUUGUGACUGCCCAGGACUCUCAGGUUGGGCUGGCCCUACUCAGGAUUACACUGAAAGUAGUGGCCUCGUAAGUACAGGUGAUGGUUUUGGACAUGUCAGGAAUUCCUAAAGGCUGAAAGAGUGUAUCCAAGUAAGGUCUGAACCUCUGACUGCCUUUUAUUUGGGGGAACACGAAACCAAACAGAAGAUGUUUUGGACUUGAUCUGUGUCCAUACAUGGGGACCUGUCUGCAUAUAUACAUGGGGAAUGCUAGAAGAAGGCCCAGUUUGUACCAGAUGUCUGGUCACCUUAGCUCAGCACAGGGGCAGUGCCUGGAUGGACCCAGAGCUCCUGCAUAUCAGCACUUCACCCAGUAAUCCUCAGAGACUGGUUUCCCUCUAAACCCAUCCCGUGCACGUAUCACCCAUGUUUUGCAUGUAUUUCUCAUUUCAUUUUAGGGAUGACAAACAUUUGUGAAACCAGUGAGAGAAGGCUUGAUGUGUAUAAAAGACGUGAUCUGCACCACCUCGAUCUCGGUGUUUCAGGCACUAAAGCAACAAAACAACCCAUAGUAUCUCAUUUUGUCAUCAGAUCCAGAAGGAAUACCCUGGUUUUCCGGGAUGUUUACCCACAUGUUUUGGGCACGGAUAAAGUGAAGAGGCCCACUCACCAGUAUCCCUGCAGGGUGACACUUUUUGGUUGUUACUGACCACUCAGAAGUGGCUACGGCCUCCUGGCUGUGUUCCUGAGCCCCUGUCGUGCCUCUCCCAGACAGCAGCUGCCUGGCCCUUGCGGGUGAGGGCACGCCCUAUGGGCACACCACCACCAGGGGCCAGGCAGAAGCUGUGUUCUGAAGCUAGGAGAGCUGGCUGGGAGGUGGGUUCAGGCGAAGGGUGAAGCCGUGUGUGGCGGUUCCUGCCAGUGCGCGUCUGGAGAGGAGCUGGCCCAGAGGGCGUGGUUGUGAAAGCGCCCUUCUUGUGUUAGGAGGCCUUGGCAAAAUUGGAUUUCUUCAAAAAUGUAUCUGAAGGUCUGUUGUUGAAUUGUGCUCUGCCCCUGAAAGAGGGUACAGAUGCUGCCUGCUGCUCAGCUUUGCUUUUGCUUUUCGCGCCGUGUUUUGAUCUGUGUUCACUUGAGGCUUUCCCCAGCUGGUGUGUGCAGGACAGUUCAUGGUAAUGUUGCCCUCUGAGGCCCCGUACACCAGAAGGGAGGCCCUGGAAAAUUUUGUGCUUCCGACGUGGCCUUCAGUUCUUGCUUUUUUGCCCCUCAGAAGCAAGGGGCUUUGAGCACACUUAAAAAAAGAAAAAUCUGUAACUUGGUGCUUAUUGAUGAAUUGCAAGCUGGCCUUGCAGAUGGAGAUAUUUAUCUUUCAGUUUAUUUGAAAGAGGUCUGGUUUAAAAUUUGUAGCCUAGAUUUGUUUUAUUUAUUGUGUGUGUGUGUGUGUGUGUUUUUCUUUUUUAAGGGUGAGCCAGGACUAGCCCAACAGUCUAAACUAUCCAGUCAAUAUUGAGUGAAGUGGCAGCCAGCACCGCUCACUCUGUGUCUUUUGAAGUGCCUUGAAGGCCCAGAUGAAAUUUUAAAGGGAAGGGUCCAUGUCCUUCCGUCCCCCACCCCGCCUCAUUCUUUAAUCAAAGGAUAUCUUCUCCCUUGUUUGAGAAUGAAGAAACUCACCACCUCUGAGCUGCCUUUGCUUUUUUCUGUCAUGGAGAAUACCCAGCCUUCAGAAACAGACUUUAAGGCCAAAACCUGCUGAUUUUUCUAUUGAAAAUAUCAUGUCCCCUUGCAAAGACCCUAAACAAAAAGUUAAGUUGCUUUCUUCCACCAGUCCAUACAACUCCAAGUUACAGCUGAAUCAUUGUGACUUUCCUGAGAUCUACCCCAGGGCUUGGCUAUCUGUUCUGGUCACUAGCUCCGAGUUCCCCUACUGGGAUUCGCAGGAGGGCAGUACUGAACCUGCAUUCUUCUCUUUGUAAAUGUAGGCUGGGUGCCCCUGUUGUCUGGGUUUGGAACGAUAAGAGGUUGGUGCUGAUUGGAUUUACUUGUGUACAUGCUCUUCACAAAAACACCAUGGAUGCUGAAGUUAGAGCAUGUUGCCACAGAGGUUGACAUCAAUGUUAGAGUGUCUCUUGCCCCCCUAGCUGUGAUGUUUCACCUGCUUUGGUUGUUUUGGUGGUCUUUUUUAAAAAUGGAGAUUUCACAUCUGCCCAGACCUCCCUCACUCAAAACGAUUUCGGCAGGUUCUGGUUGGACAAGUUUAAAAUCAGAAGGUAGUGCCCAGAAUUCCCUCAAGCCACCCAACUUCAUCCAGGAAUACAGUCUGCAGUGCCGAAAGGGAACCACUUACCAAGACCUGUGCUUACAUACCUUCGUCAUCUCUCUUCCCCCUUGGAGUUGUCCUUAAGGGGAUUUGUUCCUGUCCUGGGGGUUUACCUGGGAUGGUGGCUGCCUGUGCUUUUGCACAUGGCCUUGACAGUGUUCUAGUUGCUGGAUCUAAUGGCCUGUCUUGGUUUCUCUCACAUGAGAAGGGGUUGUUUUCUGGGGUGACUCAGACUGAAUUCCCCAUACUGUUUCCACACCAGGAUGCCAUGUUCUCCAUCAAGCUGAAGAAAUCAGGUGCCUGAAAUUGUGCUUAAGUUUUGGGGGAAAGAUGGAGUUCCUAUCCAGAGCCCCCAGAUUUUCAGAAUCGAGUGAGCUUUCUGGAAGGAGACUGCGUCUUCUCUCAAUUCCAGUCAUCUCAGUCGUCAUUCCAGUUGGGUGACAUGUGCACUUUAAAUGCUGUCACGGUUGGCUUCAUUUUCAAGACAAUCAAAUGUAUUGACUGUUUUCUUUUUAGAAAAUGGAGAGGUUUAAAAACGUGCAAACUGCCACUUUCAGCCUUUGCCAGUACUCCCUCUACCCCCGUGAGAGCUAUCUGGGGGAAAGAAUCCUUACCAAGGUUUUUUGGAAAGGUACGAAUCUUACCUUUUUUCCCCUUCUGUGUCUCAGGGUAAUACUCUAUUCAGAGUCGCCCCUUUGCUCAUUUUCUCCCAUAUUUGUUACCUUCCUGAGGCCUCAGUAUUAGUCAUGAGCACAAAGUUUGGAGACCCUUGGCGUUGUUUCUUCAUGUGGGAAGGGAGGUGUUAGUGUGUGCAAGGGUUGAACUAGAUAGACCCUGCCUUAGUAGAGGGUGGGACCAUAACCUUAGAGGCCAGAACUUGAUCCAGAAGUUGCUGUCCACAGAAGUGCUUUCUAGUUCAUCAUUUUUGUCUCUAGGGCUCUUUUUCUGUAGCCAGGUCUUUCUUCCCAGGGAUUUUGGUAUUUGCAUUGGAGUUGAGGUUUACUCUAAUGAUGGGUGCCCCAACUGUGCCCAGAGGACAGCCAGGCCCUGGGAGGGGGUUUAGAAAGACAGUCCUGGUGACUGGGCUUCAGUGGUCACAAAGAGGGUGGCUGUGAGGUGACCCCAGACACUUCAGAACGAUGUGCACCCUCUGCGUUUGGAUGUCCUUGGAAUGUGGGAGCCUAGAAAUAACCCUGUGGAUGAAAUGGGGGCGGCGGCUGCUGGAGAUCUGUGUGCCUUGCCUUCCUUCAACAGGACCAACUAGGUGUGCAGCCACCUACGGAUAUGUCCCAGCCAGCCCCGUCGCUCUCGUCCAUCCUCAGAGACAAAGAAGAGGGCAGGGAGUUUGGGCUUGGUUUUGAACUUGCCUUUCAAUGUAGCAAAGCAUUCCUAGUUAACCAGAGCCUUGGAAUCUACUACCUGCUGGUCAGGCUUUAAAAUGAAAAGUGUUUCAAUGCUGCCAUAAAAGGGGGGCGGUGGGGAGGAAGGGAAAAUAAAGGCAUCUUUCCAAGUACUCAUCUAAUUUAAUUGUCAAAAGAUUGAUAGGCCAUGAAUUCUCUAUCUCACUAAGGGUUAAAGGCGGGCGACCCCCCACUGACUGUCCCCUGCCACCGAAGUAGGUGACCUGCCCUACAAGCAGGUGGGACCGCCUGUGCUGCGCUCCAGGGGGACUGCCACAGGAAGCACUCACCCCCACCUUCCCUGGCCUGAGCUUUUCCCCUGCCUUUCUUCACCACCUGAGGGCAUGGGCAGUCCCCGAGCCCUGGCCAUGGGGCGUGCCUGGUGAGUUUUCCUGCGGUUCAGGCUUAGCCUGUGGUCACCUGUGUGCUGCUGCCUGCGUGAGGUGCGCAGGGGAGGCGCAGGGAUCCGCAGGAGGGUGGUUGGGAUACACCGGAUACCUCUGCUCUCAUUGCUCGUUUCCAAAUGUUCUAUGGACAUUUCUGUGCUAAAUCAUAUUAAAUAAAACAGACGGGUUAAAACCCAGAUGCUGUAUAUUAAUUUGUAAUUAUGUAUAAAGUGAAGCAGUUUUAAACUGUAAAGAUUUUUUUCAGUGUGUUUUCUGGAAUUUUGCCACAACAUACUGGCUUUGUAUUUUAUUUAGCUUUCUUUCUAGUUACCAGCUUCAGACCCUUGUAAAGUCCCCCUCAGCCCUUUCAAAAAAAAAAUAAUAAAUUGCCUGUGAAGU